Messenger RNA from Carlito syrichta (Philippine tarsier), 960 nucleotides. RefSeq names its product olfactory receptor 51L1-like. Gene Ontology annotation, molecular function: olfactory receptor activity; G protein-coupled receptor activity. The transcript has a single exon. Bases 1 to 960 code for a protein of 319 amino acids. NCBI's taxonomy places the organism in Eukaryota, Metazoa, Chordata, Mammalia, Primates, Tarsiidae. Gene Ontology annotation, cellular component: membrane. Gene Ontology annotation, biological process: G protein-coupled receptor signaling pathway. The record is from RefSeq and is a predicted model, not a curated record.
AUGGACAACUCUAACUCCAGCAACAGCUUGUCCUCCACAUUCUAUCUCACAGGUAUCCCUGGCUAUGAAGAAUAUCACCACUUAAUUUCCAUCCCAUUCUGUCUCCUCUACCUUGUGGGAAUAAUGGGCAACUGUACCAUUCUGCAUAUUGUUCGGACAGAUCCCAGGCUCCAUGAGCCAAUGUACUACUUCCUGGCCAUGCUUUCCCUCACUGACAUGGGUAUGUCCCUACCCACAAUGAUAUCUCUCUUCAGGGUGUUGUGGUCCAUUUCCAGAGAGAUCCAGUUCAAUGUUUGUGUGGUGCAAAUGUUUUUCAUUCACACCUUCUCAUUUACUGAGUCAUCUGUGCUCUUGGCCAUGGCCCUUGACCGGUAUAUAGCCAUCUGUCACCCUCUACGAUAUGCUACCAUUCUGACCCCAAAACUCAUUGCCAAGAUUGGAAUUGCGGCCCUGCUUAGGAGUGCUAUUGCAAUGAUUCCACUCCUGGCCCGUCUGCCUUUCUUUCCCUUCUGCCACUCCCACAUUCUUUCUCAUUCAUAUUGUCUGCAUCAGGACAUGAUUCGCCUUGCCUGUGCUGACACCAAAUUUAAUGUUGUAUAUGGAUUGGUGUUGAUCACUGUGCUGUGGGGCAUGGACUCACUAGGUAUUUUUGUAUCUUAUGUUUUUAUCCUUCAUUCAGUGUUAGGAAUUGCAUCCCAUGAGGGGAGGCUUAAGGCCCUCAACACAUGUGCAUCCCAUAUCUGUGCUGUACUCAUUCUUUAUGUGCCUAUGAUAGGGCUAUCUCUUAUUCAUCGUUUUGCCAAACACUCCUCCCCACUCAUACACAUCUUUAUGGCUCAUAUCUACUUAUUGGUUCCACCGGUGCUCAAUCCAGUUAUUUAUAGUGUGAAGACCAAGCAGAUCCGCCAAGGAAUCCUUCAUCUGUUUCUUCUCAAAAAGAUCAGUUCUACUGUGUUGUAG